This is a messenger RNA of Cajanus cajan (pigeon pea), 2415 nucleotides long. RefSeq names its product ankyrin repeat family protein. Lineage: Eukaryota; Viridiplantae; Streptophyta; Magnoliopsida; Fabales; Fabaceae. Gene Ontology annotation, molecular function: protein binding. The record is from RefSeq and is a predicted model, not a curated record. Gene Ontology annotation, cellular component: cytoplasm; ubiquitin ligase complex.
AAUAAGCCUUUGGUUUGGUCUGGUGUGGGUCGAAUCGAAUUGAAAGCAGGGCAAGCAGUGGAGGAGCUAAACCCUUUGCACUAUACAGCAGCUGAGUGAUAAAAAGACGAUGACAUUCGUUGACGAGCUGGACCUGUCGGACGCGGACCUGGAGUUGGACCUGGCGCCAUCGGUUCCAGUGAAGAAGGUCCCAAACGGCGACGUUUUCGAGGCGUCCCGCGCCGGCGACGUGGAGCGCCUCCGCUACCUGCUGGAGGCCGGCGUCAACGUCAACGCGCGGGACCAGUGGGACUCCGUCGCUCUCUACUACGCCUGCCUCGUCGGCCACCUCGACGCCGCCCGCAUGCUCCUCGAGAACGGCGCCAUCUGCUCCGAACACACCUUCGACGGCGACCGCUGCCACUACGCCGCCCUCAAUUUGAAGGUCCGCAAACUCCUCAAGGCCUUCGAGGCCCGCCCUCCGCCCCUCGACCCCCUGCAGUCCUCUUUGCGCGACACCUUCCUCGCCGGUAUUUCAUCCACCCAGGGGUCCAUUUGCAGUCACUUCCCUCCAGAUGUAGUUUUUAUUGUACAAGGAAGACCUAUUCAAGCUCACAGAGUCAUAUUAAGUGCAAGGUCACCAUUUUUCAAGAAAAAGUUUGCAACUGAUUGGAAGGAGCGCAGUGAAGUAAGAUUCUCAAGGGAAAGGUUGUCAUAUCCUGCACUUUAUAGCCUUAUACACUUCUUUUAUUCAGACAGAUUAGAGAUUGCUGUUGAUGACAUGGAGGAUCUUGUGAGAAUCUGCAAAGUAUGCAAAUGUGAAUCACUGCAGAAAUUUCUCGAGAAAGAAGUGAUUCAUCAAACAUAUGCAGAUUAUAAAGCACUGAGAGAUGUAGAUAAUUCCCAGAAACGGUAUAUUUUACAAGGUCUAUCCCUUCCUGAAGAAGACAGGCUUCCUGCAGCCUUGCAUCGAAUCCUUCUGAUUGCCCUUGCGAAUUCAACCCAUGAAAGUGGUCAAGAAGAUGAAAUUGAUAAAUUGAUAUCUAGGAUGAGUGCCAUGCAGAUGGCUAAAUCUCUGGAUGAUCUUGCUGAUGUUUGUGUAAAAGUAGAUAGAAAAAUUUUUCGCUGUCACCAAGUUAUUCUAGCAUCUAGGUCAGAAUAUUUCAAAGCAAGAUUAUCACAUAUGAAGGACUUUCAUGAAGGGAAAGAUGAGUUAUCUGUUGACAUCCUUCCUUGUCUUGAAGAACAUGACUUGAGCAUGGAAGCUUUUGAGAAAAUGAUUGAGUAUAUGUACACUGAUCGUUUGCAGGACAUAAAUCCAGAUCAGGCUGAGGAAAUGUUGGAUGUUGCUUCUAGAUAUUUAUUGUUUCCUCUCAAGCGGGCAGUGGCUGAUGUCUUGUUGCCACACUUGGAAUUGGUGUCACCUGAAGAACUUUGCCAUUGGUUAAUACUAGCAGACAUGUAUGGUGUUAUCAAGAUUCGGGAAUAUUGUCUGGACACCAUCGCUUGUAAUUUUGAAACAUUUGCUGAUACUAAAGAAUUCCGAGCAAUGUUGUUGACUUUGCCUCCACCAUCUGGAGACUCAAGUCUUCGUACCACUGUCCCGAGCAUUCCUGGAUCUGCUCUAAAUACUGAUCAAGGAAAUCUUCUUGAUGAUUUACGUGAGAAAUGGCUUGAAAUCGAAGCUGCUGAGCUUGACAAGAGAGAUGAGAGUGCUUUGCAAUUUGACAAGCGACUAGAGAUGCUUAUGCUUGUUGCAGAGCAAGAAAAAUCAACAGACAGUGCUGAUUCAGAUGGUUUUGAUGACACCCUUGGCUUUCUUCCCAAUCACCACUCUGAUUUAAGAUUGAAUCUGCCAGAGGAGUAUCCUUGAGUUGUUUUCUUGGAGGUCUCAAGAUGGAUGUAUAGAAGAUGGUCCACAUAUUUCAAUUAUCUACAGUUCGAAGAGCUUGUCUUAGCAAGAAUGUAUGAGGCUACUAAACCCCAUAGGUUCAGACCAAUGUACAAGGCAAAGUCCAAAAAAGGGUAUUGGGACCUGGUCCUAAGGUACCUCCAUGACUCUGGUGGCAUUUGUGAAUUCCAAACCAAGGCCAACAAGAAGUUUGACUCCUACUUACAUGUUAGAGAGGAGGUCCAAAGGGCUUUGUUAUUUCUGUGAUGAACCAUAUUUAGUAGAGCACAACUUAUCUCAUAAGAAGCUCCAACUGCAUGUUUUGGUAGUGGAUGAAGAGAAAGAGACUAUUAUAGCUUUAAGUGUGAACCUAGGUGAAGUUAGAUGAAAACACAUAGAAGGGGGGUUGAAUAUGUGUGUGUGAGUACGAAGGUAUUUUAUAAUCUUUUUUGCAAGAGUAAUGUUCUUCGUCCAAUUUACUUUCAAAUACCAGACGGUUAUGCAGAAUUUGCUUAACACAAGGUCACUGCGUUUGAACGAUUUAU